UCUUAUCGUAAUAUCGUUACCUCGUCAUUUUAAGCAAUGUUUCUCAAAGCUAACAAACUUCCAAUGUCUCUUAACCACUAUUUUAUUCACUUCGCGCAAUCUAUAAGUUAGUGCGUCACUCUGUUCUGUCCGCUGUCAUUCGUAUUGUUGGUUGACAAAUACCAAGUGAAGACUCAUAAAAUGAAAAUGCUGUUGGUCACCUAGGGUAGCAUUGUGGAUAACAUGUCAUCGGAUGGCACCAAAAAGCCAUCUGAAGAUAACGAGAAGCUACCCGAGGACAUCAAAAAGUCAUCCUCGUCUAGAGUCAAUUUUAUGAUUCAAGAAGCUUCUAAACUUGAAGUUUCUGGCAUUUCACAAUUGUAUAAUUGUGUUCGACAACGUAUGAUGGACGUUGGUUUAUUAGAGGAUAAUCGAAAUCUUAGAAAUACCAUUGAUGCUCCAUGGUUAGAUGAUGAAGCUAUUCAAUUAAAAUUAUCUUAUCAAGAAGCUAUUACACUUUGGACAACAUGGCCAACAUCUUUAUGCGCUGAUAGAAUUAAAUUAAUACGUAAACAAUUCAAUGAGAAAUUAAUUGAUUUACGUCAAAAAUGGGAAGAGAAAAUUAAUAAUUGUCGUAUUAUGGAUCAUAGAACUGCUGAAAAAGCUUUAAAAUUAAAUGCAACACAAUAUAAAGAAUUAUUAUUAUUUACAUCUGGUCAAGAACAACAACACCAACAAAAUAAUGCUCCACCAUAUUGUUCAAUGCCUGCUUCCUCUUCAAACAAGAGAUCUCAUCACAAUUAUCAUCCAUAUGAUUUGAAUCAAAAUCAUCAUUAUCAUCGUCAACGUCAUCAUCAUUAUCAAGACUCGUUAAAUAUGCCACGGACUAUGAUGAAACAAUCUGAUCGUCAACCAUUUAGUUAUUAUAUUCCAAAUGAUGUCAAUAUGACACCUCAAGAUAAUCGACGUAUUCAUGGGGUAGCAUAUCAAAAUUAUUUCCAUGGAUCAUAAUACUGUUUAUAUAUAUAUAUUCUAUGUAAAUAGUUUACCACCUAUCUCGUAGUUUUUUAUAUAUUCUUAUUCUUAUUACUAUUACUAUUAUUACUUAAUUUCAGCAAUAAGCGUCACCUUCCUUUAUGUGAUUGUUACUUUAUUGACAAGUGGUAAUUGAGGAGAAGGGUGUAAAGUGCCUGAUAAAAUAAUACUGCAUAAAAAACAGAUACUCUUAGUUAAUUUGAACAUUAUUUUAAUUAUACAGUAAGUAUAUUGAUAGUUUUCUGUAUAAUUAAAAAGUUAUGUAAUUCGACCAUAUUAAAGUAGAUCCAGGUUAAGACGGUUCAGGAUCUACUGUUCGGUUGGUAGAUAGAAUGAAGUAGUGAAUCCUUGUCUAUUGAGUUGGUUGCGAUAUGUGGUUCGCAUGCCUAACUACCUUCUAUUUCAACAUGCAAUAUUUAUUAAUGUAGAGGAAGGUUAAAAAGAAGCUAGGAAUCACCAACGCAAGACUUAUCAUUAGUCUAUAAAUUCGUUGAAUGUUAAUCUGAGCCAUGUUGGCAGAUGGGGACUAACUAGUUUGGUGUUCUGCAGUUAUCCCGACAAAUGGUUGGAGACAUUAGAUGACACAGCGUGCAACUGAUCACAGUGCCAUAGAUGUGUCUACCGUCUGAAUUUCCUCAAACUCUAGUUUUUAAAAUUUCCUAUUUUAUUUCGUGAAUUUAAUCUUCUCGAAUCAAAUUGUCUUUGCCUGACGUUUUCGUGGAUUCGAAAUAGUUUAAUCCUGUUAAGGCUAAGAUUUCGACAAGAAGUCGGAUUUAAAGUAUGCA
Schistosoma bovis is the source of this 1799-nucleotide messenger RNA. The record is from the annotation of a GenBank genome assembly. NCBI's taxonomy places the organism in Eukaryota, Metazoa, Platyhelminthes, Trematoda, Strigeidida, Schistosomatidae.